AUGAAGAUAUUUAUUCAAUUUGUAGAUUACAGACUUUGGAAGAUAAUCCUGGAAGGUCCACAAUUUCCAACCAUUACAGGAGCUGAUGGUAUGGUUACUCUCAAAGGUGAAGUUGAUUGGAAUGAUGAUGAUAGAAAGAAAGUAGAGCUCAACGCCAAAGUGAUCAACCUGCUCAACUGUGCGGUCAGCUUCGAGGAAUACCGACGGGAAGGAGAAACAAUUGAUCAAAUGUUUGAAAGGUUCAACAUUAUCAUCAUUGACUUGGAUGCUAUGGGAAUCAGACAUCCUGAAUAUGUGCUUGUGUGGAGAAUAUUGAGAUGUCUCACUAAAGAGUGGAAAACCAAGGCUAUAAUAAUAGCUGAGAGUAGUGAUAUUGAUGAAAUGACAUAUGAUGAUCUAAGAGGAUACUUACUUGCUUUUGAAAACACUUAUUUAAAGAGAGAUAGAAAAAAGAAGGGAGUUGCUCUCAAAUCAGUCACUGAAUCUCUGGAUGAUGAAUCCAGUGAUAAUUUAUCUGACAAUAAUUUUGUUUUGUUUGCUAAGAAAUUCAGGAAAAUGAUGAAGAUGAAGGAACGAAACAAAAGAGACAGUUCAAGGAAACCGAAAAGGGAUCUAAGUAAGGUGAUCUGCUACAAUUGUAAGGAAAUAGGACACUUCAAGUCUGAUUGUCCAAAACUAAAGAAGGAGGAUAAACCGAAAAGUGAGAAGAAAAAAGGACUCAUGGCUUCAUGGGAAGAUCUGGAAAAUGACACUGAUGAAGACGAAGAAUCAGAAACCAAAUCUCAAACUUGUCUCAUGGCCGAUCACAUAGAGCAGGCAGUAUUUCUUAAUCCUUCUACUGAAGACCUUCAUCUUAUGAUUGAUCAUCUUUCUGAAAAGAUUAAAUGUCUCAUAAAUGAAAACCAAGAUCUUGAGUCUCAAAUAGAAAUACUAAAAGGUGAAAAUGGUUUUCUUAAAGAUAAAUUAAGGGAAGCCGAAACUGCUAUUAAUCUUGUUGAAGAAAACAAGCUAUGUUAA
Messenger RNA from Arachis duranensis, 1017 nucleotides. RefSeq lists its product as uncharacterized. Lineage: Eukaryota; Viridiplantae; Streptophyta; Magnoliopsida; Fabales; Fabaceae. Bases 1 to 1017 code for a protein of 338 amino acids. The transcript has 2 exons. The record is from RefSeq and is a predicted model, not a curated record. Gene Ontology annotation, molecular function: zinc ion binding; nucleic acid binding.